This is a messenger RNA of Hypanus sabinus (Atlantic stingray), 1865 nucleotides long. RefSeq names its product cytosolic iron-sulfur assembly component 2B (gene ciao2b). Gene Ontology annotation, biological process: iron-sulfur cluster assembly. Gene Ontology annotation, cellular component: cytosolic [4Fe-4S] assembly targeting complex. The transcript is spliced from 5 exons. The coding region runs from base 8 to 514 and encodes 168 amino acids. NCBI's taxonomy places the organism in Eukaryota, Metazoa, Chordata, Chondrichthyes, Myliobatiformes, Dasyatidae. The record is from RefSeq and is a predicted model, not a curated record.
CCCGGAGAUGGAAGUGCGACGUGUAGCGGGAGGCGGCAUGGCGGGCGGGCUGCGGCUGGAGAACGCAAACCCGCUGGUGUUCGGCCGGAGCGCCGAGCGGCCUGUCACUGCCGCCGAGCAGGACGAGCGGCAGGCCGAGCUCAUCGACGGCAGGGAGGUCUUCGAUCUGAUCAGAUCGAUCAAUGACCCAGAGCACCCACUGAGUCUGGAGGAACUGAACGUGGUGGAACAAGUUCGCGUUAAUGUGGUCGAUCAAGAGAACAGUGUGUCAGUCGCCUUCACGCCAACAAUCCCUCACUGUAGUAUGGCCACACUGAUUGGCUUAUCCAUCAAAGUCAAGCUGCUGCGAUCUCUACCUGCCCGCUUCAAGGUGGAUGUUCACAUAACACCAGGGACCCACGCAUCUGAACAUGCAGUGAACAAGCAGCUGGCAGACAAGGAGCGAGUGGCUGCAGCUCUGGAGAACUCGCACCUGCUGGAGGUCGUCAAUCAGUGCCUGUCAGCCAGAGUCUGAGCCUCCUCUCUGAGGCUGGAACACUGGGUGCUGGCGGGCCAGGCUCCUGGGACAAGGGACAGGGUUUUGGUGAUGUGUCUGCAGGUGUCUGUGCACACUUGUGUACAUGGACGGGGUGUGCCUGUGAGUGUGAGUGUGUAUACACAUUUGUGACAUGGAGUAGCUGGCCAAGCGAUAUCUGUGCACGUGUGUGUGUGUGUACAUGGAGCAUGUGGGUUAGUGUGUGUGCAUGUGUGUGUUUGGGAUGUGGAAUAUGUAGAGUAUAUGUCUGUGGGUGGACGGAUGGAUGUGUGCAUCUGGGUGUUUGCCUCCUGGAGUCACAAAGCUAAACAAAGGUCUCUCUGUAGUCUGAAUGAGAGUCAGACAUCAUUCACGUCUGCUGUGGGUUGAAGGUGAUUGCACACUGUCCCUUCUCUCCUCUCUCGGCCCGAUGGAAUUGGCCACUGUUGGUAGGGGUGGGCAAUGUUACUGCCAAGCCUGGCACUGGGAGGGAUGGAAAUCAGUUAAUGAGCCCAUCCUCAGCAAUAACCUCUGGCCACCAUCUAAGAUUAGUCUCUGGGGAUCGGGCGAAGCUGUCUUCCCGUUCUGUUAUUUUAUAUCCCACUCUCACAGGUGUUACCUGUAUUUGCUGACACGCUGCUUUGCGCACAUGAGUCCCCUCAAUCCCAGGUACUGUACGUUGCGGCCAGUUGCAUUCGGAAUGUUGGCCUCUGGAUAAUUUUCUGCAGAUUAUUAACAGAAUCAACUCUGUUAGUUCGGCAGUAGCUUUAAAAUGUAUUGUCUUUGGAAACAAAUACAGACUAGAUAUACUUGCAAUCCCUGACUUACCACAGUGGGUGUUAAGUCAUUCAGGUUAACAAGAUGAGCAAAUAUUUUAACUUUUCUAAUUACUGUAUCCACUUGUCUGGGAAGAGGCUGAAAGAUAUUACCCCCCCCCCCCACCCCAAAGUUAUCGUCAGUAGCACUGCUGUCAGAGUAACACACAAAAUGCUGGAGAAACUCAGCAGUUCAGGUAGCAUCCAUGGAGAGGAAUAAACAGCCAAUGUUUUCUGACAAAGAGUCUCUGUCUGAAACGUAGAUUGAUUAUUCCUCUCCAUAGAUGCCACCUGACAUGCUGAGUUUCUCCAGCUUUUUGUGAGCUACUUUAACAACAGUGUUACUGUAUUUUGUAUUUUACACAGAGGAUGGUGCAUAUAUGGAACAAACUACCAGAGGAAGUGGUAGUAUUUUGUGUGUGUUGCUCUGAAUUUCCAGCAUCUACUAAAUCUCUUGUGUUGAUAUGUUGCUGUCAAAUCUCUUUUAUUGGCAAAUGUGUGAAACUGGACUGAAUUAAAGCUACAAAAUGUGUUGA